GGGCGGGCGACGCGGCGGUCGCGGCGACGGCGGCGGUCGCGGCGACGGCGGGGCGGGACGGCGACGCGACGGCGCCGCGCGCGUGUCGCGAACGAUUGAACGUGAUCAUGGUCGCCAGUGAGUGCGCGCCGUUCAGUAAGACGGGGGGUCUGGGAGACGUCAUGCAGUCGCUCCCGAAGGCGCUCGCCGCGCGCGGACAUCGAGUGAUGGUGGUCGUACCGAGGUAUAAGGAGUACGAAGAGGCGUUCGACACGAACGUGCGCGUGACGUACAACGUCUUGGGACAUCCCACCGAGGUCGGUUACUUCCACGCGUACGCGGAUGGGGUCGAUUACGUCUUUGUCGAUCACGGGGCGUAUCACCACGUGCGAGACAGCAUUUAUAGCGGCGAACGCUCGGACGCGAUGUUUCGCAACUCGAUGCUGUGUCAAGCCGCGCUCGAAGCGGUGUGGCACGUCCCGUGCGGCGGUGCGCCGUACGGCGAUAGUAAUUUGAUGUUCGUCGCGAACGAUUGGCACGCGGCGCUGCUUCCGGUGUAUCUGCAGGCGUAUUACAGAGAUCACGGGAAAUUUGAAUUCGCGCGCUCGUGCUUCGUCGUGCACAACAUGGCGCACCAAGGUCGCGGACCGUUGGACGAGUUCGGGGCGUUACAACUUCCGGAUAAGUACAAGGAGAUGUUCCGCCUGGACGACCCCGUGGGAGGAGAGUGCAUGAACAUCAUGAAGGCGGGUCUGUCGCUCGCCACGCGGGUGAUCGCCGUGAGCGAAGGGUACGCGUGGGAAAUCGCCACGGACAUGGGUGGGUGGGGGCUCGCGCCAACGAUUCGUGAUUUCGGCGCGGGUAAGCUCAGUGGAAUCGUCAACGGCAUAGACUUGAACGAGUGGUCGCCGGAGAUCGACCAUCACCUCGACGGCGACGGCUACCGGCGAUACGAGCCGAGAGCCGACGCGUUUGAAGCGGGCAAACUCGCGUGUAAGCGAGCGCUUCAGCGCGAGUUGGGGCUUCCCGAGCGCGACGAUGUUCCCGUGUUAGCCUUCAUCGGGCGAUUGGACGAUCAAAAAGGAGUCGACCUGAUCACCCAAGCCGAGGGAUGGUUGGCGGGUCAAGACGUUCAACUCAUCAUGCUCGGCAGCGGUCGCGGGGAUUUAGAGGACGCUCUGCGCGGCAUGGAGGAACGAAACCGCGAUAAAAUUCGAUCCUGGAUCGGUUUUUCGGUGAAAAUGGCGCACAGAAUCACCGCCGGGGCGGAUAUUCUGCUCAUGCCCUCGAGAUUUGAGCCGUGCGGAUUGAACCAGCUCUACGCCUUGCGCUACGGCACGGUUCCCGUGGUGCACGCGGUGGGCGGUUUGCGCGACACCGUGCAGCAAUACGACCCGUUCACCAACGCUGGAACUGGAUGGACCUUUGAUAGCGCGGAGACGCACAAGCUCAUCGACGCCAUGGGCCACGCCAUCGGUACCUAUCGCGACCACAGAGAAUCCUUCCGCGGAAUCCAAGCGCGCGGUUUCGAGCGAGACGUGAGCUGGACCCACGCCGCCGAGCUCUACGAGGACCGCUUCAUCGACGCCAAAUAUUCCUGGUGA
Molecule: messenger RNA, 1583 nt
Organism: Ostreococcus tauri
Lineage: Eukaryota; Viridiplantae; Chlorophyta; Mamiellophyceae; Mamiellales; Bathycoccaceae
Product: Glycosyl transferase, family 1
Exons: 1
Molecular function (GO): alpha-1,4-glucan glucosyltransferase (UDP-glucose donor) activity
Source: RefSeq, a predicted model, not a curated record